AUGGCGACCGACUCUUCUUUUCCGGUGGUGAAUACCAACAUCGACCUUCGGGGUGAACAGUUUCAAACAAACAAAGAAAGUUGGAAGCUUGUAUUGGACCGCUUUGAGGAAGCCCUUAGGGAGGUUUCUGCAGAAGGAAAUAAUGUUUCCCUGCGAAGACAUCAAAGCCGGGGGCAAUUGCUCCCAAGGGAUCGUGUCGCACUUUUGUUAGACCAAGAUUCACCAUUCUUGGAACUCGGAGCUUUUACUGGAUUUAAUAACGAGAACUCCACCCCCUGCGGAAAUUUGAUUGCAGGAAUUGGCAAUAUUUGUGGACGAGUAUGCCUCCUGAUGUCUCAUAUUCCCACUCAAAGUGGAGGUGCAUGGAAUGAAAUGACCGUGCUGAAAGUCAACCGCAUGAUGGAAAUCGCAUUUGAAAACGAUCUUCCACUGGUGUCGUUGGUUCAAUCUGCUGGUGUUUUCCUUCCUCAACAAUUCCGAGUCUUCCACAAAGGAGGCCAAUUAUUCCGCGACCUGGCUCUUCGCACACGACAUGGAAAGCCAUCAUGUGCCAUUGUGUUUGGGUCUUCGACAGCAGGGGGUGCAUACCACCCAGCACUGUCGGACUACACUAUCUUUGUCGAGAACCAGGCUCAGGCCUUCCUCGGUGGACCUCCACUAGUGAAGAUGGCCACCGGCGAAAUCAUUGGCGCGGAAGAACUGGGCGGUGCCAAAGUUCAUGCAGUGACAACAGGGUUGGCGGACCAAAUCGCAUCUGAUGAGUUUGACGCUAUCCGCAAAGCACGAGAAUGGGUAUCCACGCUUCAAGCACGAACUCCUUCAGUGCCUGGAUUGAUUGAAUCUGCGGAACCGAAAUAUCCUAUCGAGGAUGUUAUUUCAAUUGUAAACCCGGAUAUCCGCAAGCCAUUCGACAUGAAUGAAGUCCUGCUGCGUAUCGUGGAUGACUCCCGUCUCUCCGUCUUCAAACCGAAAUAUGGACCAAAUAUGAUCACGGCGUCGGCUCAUAUCAUGGGUUUUCCCGUGGGAAUUGUCGCCAACCAGCUCUCCGUUAUCAACCCCAAUGAAGCGGCAAAGACCACGCAGUUCAUUCGCAUGUGCAACCAGCAAAAUACCCCCAUCAUUUUCCUUCACAAUGUGACUGGUUUCAUGGUCGGUGCUAAAGCCGAGCAUGCCGGCAUCAUCAAGAUGGGUGCCCAACUGGUCUCGGCGGUGAGUUGCUCGACGGUGCCUCACAUCUCGAUUAUACUUGGUGCUUCCUAUGGAGCUGGCAACUAUGCUAUGUGUGGCAGAGCAUACAGUCCUCGGUUCUUGUUCUCUUGGCCCACUGGCCGUUGCAGUGUGAUGGGACCGGAUCAAUUGGCGGGCGUCAUGGAAAAUGUGCAAAUAGCCAGUGCCAAGUCCAAAGGACAGACUCUCUCACCGGAGAAGCUCAGAACGCAGGUAAACAGCUUUAGGGAAAGAGCCCAAGCAGAUGCAGAGUGUUAUUCGACAAGCUCAAUGUUGAUAGAUGAUGGAAUCAUCGAUCCGCGAGACACGCGUGAUGUGCUGGGGUUAUGCUUGGAGGUGGUGUCGCAACAAGCAGUAACGGGGACAAAGACACACAACCUGCUGGCACGCAUUUGA
Molecule: messenger RNA, 1623 nt
Organism: Penicillium bovifimosum
Lineage: Eukaryota; Fungi; Ascomycota; Eurotiomycetes; Eurotiales; Aspergillaceae
Product: acyl-CoA carboxylase subunit beta
Exons: 8
Coding region: 1-1623 (540 amino acids)
Molecular function (GO): ligase activity
Source: RefSeq, a predicted model, not a curated record